Molecule: messenger RNA, 2075 nt
Organism: Aspergillus wentii DTO 134E9
Lineage: Eukaryota; Fungi; Ascomycota; Eurotiomycetes; Eurotiales; Aspergillaceae
Product: putative nuclear division Rft1 protein
Exons: 3
Coding region: 375-2075 (566 amino acids)
Biological process (GO): glycolipid translocation; dolichol-linked oligosaccharide biosynthetic process
Cellular component (GO): endoplasmic reticulum membrane
Source: RefSeq, a predicted model, not a curated record
CUCCAUAGCAGGGGAUAUAUACACUACUAUAACUAAUAAUCUAACUUUUAAGUAUGCACUAUUAUAAUUAUUUCUUACUAGCCAUUACCACUAAAUGCCAAGAGAUCAGUAUUGGGGUCAUCCCAUAAACAAAAUUUGGAAUUUGGGCUAUCCGAUGAAUUAGUUACUUGGGUGAGGCUGCUUGCUCCAUGCUGUAUGAGUUCUAGACCACCAACCCUCCCGCGUUUCUUUUGGUAAUGACAAUAUUCACAUCACAUCUCCAGUGUGCCCUUCAGAAAAUCUUAAAGUUGGUAUCACCCUCCUUCAGAAUGACUUGUGGAGCCUCAUGAACUGAACCAGCAUUUUUACAGAGGGGGCACUAGCUAUCCUCUAUCAUGUCAGCAAGAAAUGAGAAUCAUGCGACCAGGGUUGUGGCAUCAUCAGCAUCCGCCACGACGCUUUUAAUAAUUAUCCAAAUAGCCUCUAAAUUGGUCACGUUUGCCGCGAAUCAGUCAACUCUACGCAAUUUGUCACCUGCCAUACUAGGAAUUGCCACUCAACUUGAGCUAUACCUCGUUUCAGUGCUGUAUUUUUCCCGAGAAAGCAUCAGAACAGCAAUCCAAAGGAAACCGUUGGAACCUUCUUCUGAUUCGAGUUCAAGCGAGAGUCCUGGGAAACCGACAACUUUUGAAAAAGCCCAACUUCAAUCGACUGCAACACAGUCAGUAGUCAACAUUUCUUAUCUGAGUCCCAGUAUAGGGAUUCUGUUCGCUCUGGCAUUUGCUGCAUUUUAUAUUCAUUUUGCUUCAGAAGAAAUUCUACAAACACCUUUUUAUUUCUCGAGUGUUGUUGUCACUGGAAUUUCGUCUCUCCUGGAGCUUGGCGUUGAGCCAUUCUUUGCAGUGGUACAACAGCAUAUGUUAUAUAAAAAACGUGCUGUUGUUGAAAUGUCAGCAGCAUUUGUCAAAGGCAUCAUUCUUUGUGGUGUGUUCACCUGGGCUGUUUGGACUGAGCGCAAUGUCGGUGUGCUCCCAUUUGCACUAGGUUAUCUGGGUCACUCUCUUACCUUGAUAUGCGGCUAUUCCAUAGCCUUGUUGAGAAAGCCAAGCGAGAGACAAUUUUCAUUUCUCAUUAGUCGCAUAGAGUCGAGUGAUGAUGCUGGUUUUCUAGCCAAUAGGUUUUCGUGUCAAUUACUCUCGUUGUCUGUCAAUGUCUUUUUCCAGUCAGUGGUAAAGCAUUUGCUUACUCAGGGGGACUCUAUGAUCCUAGCAACAGUCGCAAGCUUACAGGACCAAGGUAUCUAUUCACUCGCCUCCAAUUAUGGCGGUCUCGUCGCACGCAUAUUCCUUCAGCCAAUUGAAGAAAGCAGCAGAGCUCUUUUUUCGUCACUGCUCAGUUCCAGUGAAACUAGGAGUAAAAAUUCAAACGCCAUCGGCAUUGCCAAGGAUCACUUAGUUGAUAUAUCGCGCAUUUAUGGAAUCCUAUCGAUUCUCAUCUUUCCGCUCGGUCCAGUUCUGGUGCCACAAAUAUUGCACAUAUUAGGUGGUCGUCGAUGGGAGUCACCAGAAGUCGAUGGCUUGAUCUCACUCUACUGUUACUAUAUCCCAUUCUUGGCUUUCAACGGCAUCACCGAGGCAUUUGUGUCAUCUACAGCCAGUCCCUCAGAGGUUCGAGCUCAAACAGGAUGGAUGGGAGCUUUCUCCGCAUGUUUUGCUUUAGCGGCAUACAUAUUUCUCAGGAUUGGCAACCUAGGAGCGUACGGGUUGGUGUGGGCUAAUAUUGUGAACAUGGCAGUCCGUACAAUAUGGAGUUAUUGUUUCAUAAAGUUAUACUUUCAUCGUUAUAGCACUGACUUUGCUCUAGCUGAUGCCGGCUUACACUCCCAAACCUAUAUCACUGGGGCUAUAGCAACAGCUAUUAUGCUUGCUAAGCAAGAUUACUUUAACACGGGAUCCCAGGGUACAUUGAAGAUAUUACUAUUUAGCAGUAUUUAUGCCCUUACAGUGUUAUUUUUGGAAAGGGAAUAUCUCAUGAAACAGUACACAAAAGUCUGCCAGAUAUUAAGCUUAAAAGCUGCAAGGCAAAAGACAGAAUGA